Messenger RNA from Symsagittifera roscoffensis, 27316 nucleotides. RefSeq lists its product as uncharacterized. Lineage: Eukaryota; Metazoa; Xenacoelomorpha; Acoela; Convolutidae. The record is from RefSeq and is a predicted model, not a curated record. The coding region runs from base 140 to 26995 and encodes 8951 amino acids. The transcript has 25 exons.
GACACAGCUAAAAAAAAUUAUUUUAAUCAGCUGCCAUCUAUGGCCAUUGUCCUAUCAAAAUUUCCGAUGAUCAAUUGUCAUACGGAACAAUUGGAAUACAUCUGACUCGGCAUCCCGUUCAAUUAGCCGACAAAGAGCAAUGGACAAUCGUAAGAUGUCCUAUGUGGACGUCGGAACCCUGGGAGUGACAGUCGAGGAGUUGCACGAGAUCCUUGAUGUCAUCAGAAGAGACUACAUCCUUAACAAACAGGAUUGGGAGAGAAAUCGCCCCCUGUUCUCUCCGGAGGAGGAGGACGCACGUGUUGCUGCCAUUCUGGACCACGACCCAGACUUCAACCGGAAGCACUGCAUCAUCUGCUGCCUACAGUUCUCCAUCCUCCCCUUCUUCUCAGACCAGAGGAGUGUGAAGUGUGACGCGUGUAAAUUCCUGGUGUGUCACUCCUGUUUUGUCCAUCAGACGGCAACAAAUGCAGACUACAGAAAUAUGUGCAGACAUUGUGCAGAGAAAAGACGUUUGAAGAAUCACGUGAUGGGAUGGUUUGAGGAGAAACUGCACGAGAGAUUCAAAACAGCAGGAGCUACCAAGGUCAAGAGGUCAAUCCUCAAGUUCAUCGAACAGGGCUACUUCCGUCACGUGAUCGGGAGUGAGUUGAGUGGCAUCCUGAAGUCCACUUCUUCUUCUGGAGGAGGGGCAAAUCACAUGGAAAGUAGUGGAAGUGACAACAGCGACGACGAAGACGACAUCCCAUUGGCCACCGAAACCAAAGUUUCAUUAAAAGUCCCCCGGAAAAACACAUUACCAGUCAUCAUCCCAGAUGUCUCCGCUCUAUCCACCAUUUUGGAAGCAGAAGAAGCCUCAAGUCCUGUCCAACCGCCUCCUGAGAACAUUCUAGAAGAAUCUCUUCAUGUAAAUGACGUCACAAAUACUGAAUCCGAAUACACAGAAACUGAUUUCACCGAAACGGACACUGAAAGCGCUUCAUUCGCUUACAUCGACACCCAAGCACCUCCCCCUGCUCAAUCCAGACACAAAUCCAGGAGCCUAGGUUCGAAUCCGUGCAGUAACCUUUCUAAACUACCUCAAAAACCUUCAGAUUCAGAGCAAGAUUUUUCGUCCAAGCAGAAUUCGGAUUUUGAAAAUGUGACCACUGGUUCAGACGGGAGUGGUUAUGAUUACGUCACAGGACCUGAUGACGUAACAGGAAAACAGAAACGCCUGAGAAAAUCGAGAGAUCUGAAUGCAUUGCAUAACUCUAUCAAUGCUGAAAACUCGGAUUUUUCAAACAUCUCAAAUGGUAAUCAAGGACAAUUGAACGAGUCCGGCUUCGACGAUGUUGUCCAGGCUGACACGAGUGUGAACAAGAUUGACUCGAGUUAUGAUGAAAUAAACAACCAGCAAGCUAAACGAGCUCCGAGCUCAUUCUCGGAUAUCAACAGUUCGGACGUAGAGAUCAUGUACACGUCGGCAGCAAAUCAGCGACUGAAUUCCACUGCUCCAGUUGGGGGUUCGGAUUCGGAGGGGGUGGUUGUCACUCUGGACGAGAGUGUGGGUGGAGGGAGUGGGGCGGAGGCGGAUCAGUCGGUGCAGGAUUUGAUCAUUCGUAACCAGAACGUGGAAGACAUGACACUCGGAACCUCCACGACCGAAGACGACAAUGAUGAGCAGAACGAAGUGACUUCUUUUGUGUUUGAUGAAGAGAAUGUAGACAUUGUAGAGAAUGCUAUUGAAGAUGAAGAAAAGGAAGAAGACUCGCUGGUAGAAGUGAGUCAGAUAGGGGAGGGCGAGGAAGAAGAGGAGAAAUCGGAUAUUUCGGAUUACCUCUUUGUACAAUCAGACAGAGAAAGAAUCGACAUCCACCGGGAAUUGAUCAACAGAUUAAUUGCCGGUACCCGCAAACGAAUCAGCGCCUUCGACAUUCAGAACAUAAAGGAAGUUUCCCCUCACAAGUGUUACAUAAUCCGAGACGAGGCUGAUCUCGAAAAGGAAGUAAGAACCGACUUCAAGAUCUCGGAAAAUUCCACCCAGCUAGCCGAUCCAAUCUUGGCCGAACUGAGUUUCAUCAGCGAUUUUUCCAGUCGGUUUAGUGGUGAAUGGCUAAUCAGUGCUUCAUCGACUACUGCUUUUGAGUCCUCGAUUCUAGACGAAACUGAAGAAGAUGAAGAUGGUGAAGACGAAUUGAAUUCAACCAUGGAAGCCGAAAAGAAGAACGAAAGUGAGGUUUCGGCAGCCAAUCAGAAUGUAGAUCAAGCAGACGAAUCGGACGAUCAAAUAAUUGUCCAAACAGUAGCGGCCAAAGUCGAAUCACAGCCUGAUGAAAUUUUUGAAGGACUGAACUCUGAAAACGAACAACAAAAAAUUCCUCUUGACCAGGAAAAGCUGUUUGGAUCCAGUGAGGAAAUCAAAGCUCGUGAUGUGUUGAAUGGUUCUUCGGGGUCUUACACAACUGUAAGUACAGUAGCUGAAGGACCCGAUCUCAACGAAGUGGACGAAUCUGUUCUCGAGGAGUUUUCUCGAGAUCCGAAAAACGAGGACUUGCAAAGUGGACAACAAGAUAUUUUACCAGACGACAACGAGGAUGACCAAAUUGAAACAGAAAUUUUCAUGCAGCAACUGGUCAAUGGUUCUCUUCAAGACGCUGUGAAAGACAACGCAGAGAGCUCGAAACAAUUUAGAUCCUCUUCACUUAGUCCACUUCCGCGCAUCUCGAGCUACAACUCAAUGACAUCGAAUCGAAACGAGGAAGAGACGCUGUCUAAACUGGAAACUGCUCCUUGGGAAGACGAAACGUCACACAUAUCUGACGCUAGUCAUAUUGAAAUGCGACCCGAAAAGCUGAUAACCGGCAAUGAGCUCAAAUUUGACCUCACUGAAGACUUGAGGGAAACUUCCAAAGAGAGCGUUCAGCUGGAGAAUUCUACGGAUGAUUUCCAAACGGCAUCUUCUGGCUCGGAUAACGAGAAUUUUGAAGCUGUCGUUGACGUAAUCGAUGAUGAAAUCGGCGGCUCAGAAAUUCCUCACGAAGAAAACAUUGAGGUGGAAGAUGUUGCCGGUGUUGAAUCGAGACCUCGAGACAUGAACUUGAACAUUUCUUUAAAUAGAUCAAUCAGCGGAGACAAAAAAUUCAGUGAUCACGUUUACUCGCAUGUUAACAAAGAAGACAAACCGCCGAGGUAUCCGCAACAUGUAAAAAGACCUUCGACUGGGAUCUCGGAAACCCUCGCCGAUACUCCUAGGAGCGGCAUCAGUUUUAUGAGUAACGCGAGUAGUAAUAUGGACCACCAGCCCAAGACUACAGAUCAAUUGGAGAAUGACUUCUCGAAUAUUCUGUAUUCAGUCCAAGGUCAAGUCCAAAACGCAACUAUGACCGAUAGCGAGUCGAGGCCAAGCGAAGAGAACGAAAUCUCCGCGACAAAUGCAAAUGACCUUGAAAACGAAAACGAAACCGCAGAAAUAAUGAAUCAAAGUCAAGAAAUGCUAUCGUUUGACGAGUUCUUAAAAGAAUCGGCAACUACGCCAAAAUUCAUGUACGAAAAGAGCAAAACUCGGAGUAUGACCGAAGUUUCGAAGCCUGAAACUUCAGUUGAAGCUGAAAAAACGAACUUGCAAAGACCGCAGUCGCUUUUUACGAUUCCUGGUGACACUGACGACAAUUCAUUAGGAAGUAGCAGUCGGUUCGACUCGGUUCCUGAGAAACUCUUUGAACACUGCGAUGAUAAAUCUAAGCAUAAAAAGAAGAAAAAAUGGUAUUCGUUUUUGAAACCGAAAAAGAAGAAGAAAUCUGACUUGAAUAUUGUACAGGACACUCGGAGCCUCGGAGGUGAAUCUUUGUCGAGAUCCGAAACGCAAGCCAGCUCCAAUCCAUUUCAGAGUUUAGACAGAAAUCGAAUGAACAGAAUUGAUAGAGACAUCGAAACAGAGCUUCCUAAUUUGACUUCUACAGAACACAACGAAACACAAAAUACCCCUGAAACAAACAUGCAAGAUCUAGACGAUGAUCCACCUAGCGCUGAUCUAAUUGUUGCGCUGGAUAUAGAUCAAGGGCGAUCUAUUAUCGAGACAUUUGGUUCCGCAGAUCAGACAAACCUUGAAUUUGGUGAAGUAAGCGAACUAGUUGAAGCUCUUUCGCUCGACUCUUCGGUCGAAAUUGAUGAAAACGAACCCUUGCGAGGACAAGUGACAAAUUCUUCGGAUAUUCUGGUUCCGACCAUCACUGUUACACCCGAUGAUACCCGAGAGGAAAUCGAAAUUGAUUUAGAUGAAGUUGAAGAUUUCAUUGAAAGUGAGAUGAAAGAAGCAGAAAUGGCCACCGACAGUAGCGACUCGGAUGAAGAUGACGAAGACGAGCAAUCUGAAAAUGGUGAAGAAAACGUGAAAACAAGUAGACUAAGCACGGAAAAUGAUAUCGAAAUUAAGGAAACUGAUGCGGAUGAAUAUUUGGACAAGAAUGAACAAAAUGACAAAUCAAUUGCAGACGAUGUGAAAAUCAAUGAGAAAGAUGUUGAAAAUAUUGAAAAACCUCAUGAAAAUGACGUUCAAUUUGCUGAAGAACCUGAAAUGAUCGAUGAAGUUAAAAACAACUCAGACGUUCAAACUGUUCCUGAAGAUUUAGAUGAAACUAGAAAAGAAAAUAAACCACUCGAAUCGAAACCAACAGACCCAGCCGACGAUUACGAAACAAACAAAAACACAGUCGACAAUGAUUUGAGCAGCAAUGAAUCUGAUAACAGUUGGACGACUUCUGAAAUUAAUUCAGAAUUUGAGCAGCCUCAAGUUGAACCGCAGACUAUAAAACAAGCUCAAAUAGUGACGGCUUCUGAUAUUUCACUCGGAACUCAAACGGAUUCAGAGAGACAGCGUUUCGAAAAAGAUGAAUUUGAUAGCGAAAAUGGUGAUCUGAAUAGGACUCUUGAAGUUGAAAUUGAACCUCAAGACAAGUUGAUUAUAAUUGCUACAAAAGACGCCGAAAAAGUUGAAAGUAUUUCCUACGAUGAUGCCAAAAAUAGAGCUGAAUUGUCUCGAUCGCCUUCAAACACAAGUGCAGGGAUCAGUGAAAUCAACACGCUGAGUCAAGCACCGAUGGAUCUGAUCUCAGAGCUAAAUGAUUCCAAGAACUCAAAGCAGAGUGACAAAAAUAGUCAGGAUGGAUCUCCAAAGAAUCAGAGCUCAAAAAUUUCUGUGAAAGUUGGCGAUCAAGACGACGAUGAUGUUGAUAAUGAAGAAACCGAUGUUGACGAAAACAGCUGGGCGUCACAACAUGAAAAGAUUUCAGUUCUUGAAAACUCUCAAGGUCAAAACAGCUUCAUUGAUGUAAAUGAGAUAAGUCGCGCCUCAGAAAAGUCAUGGGAUAACAUCAAUUUACGCAGUGGACAUUUGAACCCGGAGGAAGCUCAAACAAAAGCGGCUCUUGAGGUGUCUGAAACAUCUGGAAGUGAGUUCGAAGAUACCGAUGAUCCAAAUAAGGAAACUGCAUACGUCGAUAUGAGCGGUAAAAUGACUCCACCGAGCUUGGAAACUAAUUUAGAAGAUAAAAGAAUUGAAGAUGUUGUACAGAUCGAAACAUUAAACAACAUCGAAUCGACACCUCAAAUCUUAGACACAAAACUGGGUCUUCAUGAGCUGGAAAAACAAGACGAGAAUAAGGAUAAUUCAGUAAUUGAUAACGCGAACGUUUCAAAUGGCUCUAAAGGUUCCCAAAACCAUCUCAAAAACAACUUAAUAGAACUCUCACAAGAUCAUAACGGUUCUGGACAAGCUGAAAAUCAUGAAGCGAGCGAAAAACAUGAUUCGAAUGUCAGUUUAGAGCAGGUCAUUUGCAAAACUGAUACAGAUUUCAAUACCGAUUAUGAUAAUGAUGCUAAGCCAAAUGAAAAAGAAAAAUCAUAUUAUGGAUCCAGUAGUGAAUCAUUGAAUACCCCACAUAACCAAAGUGACGUAAUUGUGGACACGUUGGCUAGUGUAGAAACUUCUAGAUUAAGUGAACAAGAAGGUGUCAAUCAAGUUGAAGAAUCUGCAAAAUCAGAAGAUAAUAGAUUGGUUGCGGAUCGGCCUGGAGAUCAUAAAUCUUCAGAGAAAGGCGCUGUAGACUUGAACGCGGAAAUACAUUCAAGUGAUCAAUUAAAUUUUGAACCACACCUAGGCGAUGACUUCGAAGGUCGUGAUGGUAAUGAAGAAAUUACUCACACUAGUCUAGAACCAGACCAAGUUUCACGAAGCUCAUCAGAAGCAGAAGCUGGUGCAAAUUUCGACAUGUUUGAUGAUUCCGAUAGAAUUCCUGAUGAGGACUUUAGGAAAGAUUCGAGUCCAUACAUUAACAUGAAUGAAAGAAUGGCGCCUCCCAGUUUGGAGCGAUCAGUCGAAAACACGAUUCAGACAUUGGACGAACAAGCUAAAAACAGAGAAAAAAUUGAUGAAGCCAAAAGCGGAGAGAAAAUCGACGAAGCGAAAAGCGGAGAGGAAAUCGAUGAACCCAGAAGUGGAGAUCAAAUUGAGGAUGAAUUGAAAUCAGAACCAGAUAUCGUACAACCAGAAAAAGAUGAUAAACUGCAGAUUCUCCCAGAUAUACAAUUUAAUCAAAGUUCAGACAUUUUGAUAAACGAUUUCAACGAUCUGCGCGCUACGCCAAAUGAUAGCGUAACCGAAUGCUAUGUUGACGAAAAAGAGGACGCGAAGAAAGAAGCUUCUCACUUUCUGCUAAGUGUAAAAAGUGGACUGACACCCGGAGUUAGCCCUGGAUCUACUAGUCGCAAAAGUUUCCUCCCUUCUCUUUUGGAGCCUCCGAGUAAAGACGAUAGCCUCGACACCGAUUUUGAAUUUUCUGACUCAUCUGAAGACGAGAAUAAAGAAAAAAACAGCAUGAAAGAAAACUCAACUUUGGAAAAGAGCGAGCUGAGCUCAGAAGCUCUUAAGCAAGGCCAGCAAAUUGAUUCUCAAUUUAAUCAACUCGAAGGGCCAGUUUCAAAAGUAGACGAAGAAAAGGUUUCACAUUCCGCUACUAGAAAUUCGACAUUGGAAUCAGAUGCUCUAAAAAUAAGUCAGACAUCUGUAAAUUUUAAUCCAACCUAUACAGAUGUUCCAGUUACUGCAACGCCUGUUAAUACACCGACAGAAAUCCGUCCCACUUUGGUAGCUUCUCAAAGUAGUUUUCCAGGUAGAAGUUCUGGAGUGAUGGUCGCACCUGAAAAAGUAUUCAAACGAAAAGCGAGUCCUUCGCCUAUGCGGAAAGAUGACAAAGAAGACAAAUCAAACUCUAAGAAAUCGAAAUCAAAAAAGAAACAAAUUCCAGAAUCAGAUUUAACACUGACGCUAGAUGAUAGUUUCUUUGAAAAACCAAAACCUUCACUGGAAAUCGAAGAAGCACCCUUGCCGCCACCAGUGGAUCCUCCUAGUUGGGAAUCAUCUCCAGGAGUUGCAGAGCGAGAACCGAAACUAAACCCAUUUGUUGCUCCUCGACGUACGGAUCCUCUGGUCGCUGAACUGAAGAAAUAUCACUCAGAUCAUGGAAUGAGUAUUUCGAGCACCGAAUCGGAAAGCGAAUUUAAAAGGUCAAUUGAAGAGGCCAACCCUAAAAGUUUCCUUGUUGAAGCUGAAAUCAAUUUUGACAAUGUACAACAAGAUCAGGAUAAUAAAUUGAAUUCACAACCGGAAGUUCACUUUGACCUAAGAGAGAGUAAAGAAGGCCUUUUAAAUUCAGAUUCAAACAACCCAGAAAUUAAUUUAACCUCCGAUAGUAACAUUGAGAAACAAAUUCCUGAAUUGGAUUUGGAAAGUUCCAACUUCGAUAAUAAUGAUCAGGAGAAUUUCCGAUUCACGCAAUCGGUUGAAAAUGGUGCAAAUUUUGAAGCAACAACUCCUCAAGAGGUUAUAAGAAUGUCAUCAGUUUCAGCUUACCCUGGAGAAGAUACUCUAUUCAACCCUGGAUUGAAGAAGUACGCAAACACUGAGUUCUUGAACAACUCUGGAAAUUUGAAUGAAAUUUUAAAUGACGGUGCGAAAAGCGAGAUGAGCGAAGAUGUUUCCAGAGACGAAAUUUCUAUCACAGAUGAAAAGGAGCAACAAAAUUCAAGUCUGGCGGAAGCCGAGUUUGCUUCCGAGACCAUUUCGGAUUCAGAAAACGAUCAUUCGACGACUGUUUUUGAUUCCUCAGUGGACGAGAAAGAUUUCACGAAAAUAAAAGCGGGAAGGGCAUCAACUCUCAUCGAAUCAGAUUCUGAAAACGAACCAUUCAAAUCAAAAGACGGUAAACAUUUUUCUGAAAAAGAUGAAAAUGAUAUUAAUGUUGACAAUAAAAUAUUGGACAAAACUCUAGAAGACGAAUCUUUGAAAGAGAGCGAACCAAAUAGUUAUGUAACUACCGAUUUUGACUCGAAAGACUUAUCCGAAGCUUUCAAGAAAACCACAGAAAUCAAUCUAGAAAUUUCGAAACACGAUAGCCGAAAUGAAACAAUUGACGAAAGCGACCUUGAAAUUGAACUUAAAACUGAUCAAGUUGCGAGUCACACAGAAAACAGAGAUGAAAAGUUGAAACAAAUCCAAGACAAAGAACCUUCAUUUGAAAAGAUCAACUAUGAAGUUUUCAAAAUUUCAAACUCAAUCGACGAAAUUUCUCUUGAAGAUCUAUCUGGAGACCAAAAAACGAGUGAAAAUAGAUCUGAAAACGAAGAGUUGGCAGAUCCGGUUUCAGAAGAAGGUUUUCACGUUACUUCGCGAGUUCUGAAAAAAGAUUGUCGGAGAAAACUGGACAGGCAGUCAACUGGAGAUUCUGAAGUUAACGAUGGACUCUCAGAAGAUGAAAAAUCUUCAAUCGACAAAGAUACGAGCCUUGUUAAUACAGAAUUGAAUGACAGUAUUGACAAAACUGUGAAUGAAAGUGAUUUUGAUGUCGAAUCAAAAAGCAAACUAAACGCUGAAGUUGACAUUGACAUGCUAAAUGUGUCGGAUGAAGAUAACGAAAACCAAAAAUAUUUCAAGAAAAUAGAAUUUCAGCCUUUCGGUUCCAAUGAAAGCUCAAAAUCAGAAUCACAAAACUCUUCGAAACUUGAAACAGGUGAAAACUGUUUGCAUGAACCUGUGGACGAAAACAAUUUAGUUGACGAGGAUUCGUUUGAAGCGGUUCUGAGAUCAAAAAUAGAUGUUGAUCUCAGCUUUCACGAAAAAGAAAAAGAGAAAACAAGCGAUGAACAGAUCAGCCCUGAGAUGAACGAAUUAAAAAAUGACACGUCACAAGUCAGAAGCGUGGUUGAAAAUGAUUUCGAAGUUGAAAGCAAACAACCUGCUCUUGAAAGCAAAAUUGAGAAAUUGGAUGACUUUGAGUUUUUUGGAAAUGAAAACUUUAGAAGAAUUGUGUUUGUUCCUCACGAUGUUUCUUUUAGCAGUGAUGACCAGUAUUGUGGAAGCAAAGAAGGCAAAGAUAAGAGAGAUUUAAUUGACUUCGCUGAAAAUUCCGAGAAGGAGUUUUUCCCAGACGCCGUCGAGGAAAGUUCGGUACAGGUUACAGUAAGAGGAAAACUGCAGCCUGACUUCAAAAAUCCGGAGCUUCAAAAACUCAAUACAAAUGAUUCCAUCGAUAGUAACCGAGGUUCUGGCCAUAAUGUUAAGGAUGAUAACGAAUAUGAGCUAGAAAAUGACACACUUGAAGAUAAAAGAUCAACAGCACACGAGGAAAAGCUGGUUUUGGAAUCCGAAUUAAACAGAAGUAUCGAAAAAAGUAUAAACGAAAGUGAUUUCGAACUCGAAUCAAAAAUGAGGUUGAAUGCUGAAGUUAGUCUUGACAUGCUGAGCGCUUCAAAUGAAAAUACCAAAAAUCAAAAACCUUUCAACAAAAUAGAAUUUCAGCCUUUUAGUUCUAAUGAAAAUUCAAGAACAAAUUCACAAAAUUCUUCGAAAAUCGAAAGUGAUGAAAAUCCUCCACAGGAACCCGCAAAUGGAAAAAUUUUAGUUGAUGAGGACUCCUUUGAACCAGUUUUUAGGUCCAAAAUGGAUGCUGAUCUCAAUUUUCACAAAAGCGAUGCAGAUAAAUCAACCGAUGAAGUAAACUCAUCUCAAGUUUCAGAAGUUAACGAAUCAGAAAACGACUUGUCACAUGUCCGAGGCGUAGUUGAAAGUGACUUCGAAGUUGAAACCAAGAAACCUGCACUUGAGAGUAAAACUGAGAAACUGGAUGACCUUGAAUUUUUCGGAAGUGAAAAUUUUAGAAGAAUUGUGUUUGUUCCACACGAUGUUUCCUUAAGCAGUGAUGAUCAGUCUCACGGGAGCAAAGAAGACAAAGGAAAAUCUGAUCUGAAUGAUUCCUCUGAAAAUGUUGAUAACCAAUUUUUGCCAGAAUCUGUGGACGAAAAUUUGAUUGAGGCUAGGACUAGAGUCAAACUGGAGCCCGACUUGGAAAAGUCAGACAUCGAAAAAUCACUUGAAGAUUCUUCAAUCAAUACUUCCCAAGAUGGCCAUGAUGAAAGCAAUAAUGGCAAUUCUCAGUUAAACUUAGAUUCCGAACAAGAACAAAUUAAACAAUCAGACAAGUUUGAUCAUGAACCAAUUGACAGAGAAAGCGCAGAAGCUGAAGAUCAAGCAGAAACUAUUUUGUCUAAGAUUGAACUUAAUGACUUUGAAGACACACAGGCACCCGAAAUCAAACAGGUUGAAAAAUUUGGCGCUGUACACCAAGAGUUCCGAAAACCUUCGGAACCCAAGGUUGACGGAACCGGAAAUCCUUCAAGUGUUCUGGGCAACUAUGGUUCCACCACGCAACCAUCAGUAAGUAUAUUUAAUGUACCAGAAAGACGCUCCGAAGUGUUAGUUGGUCCCGAAAAGGUGUUUCGACGGCGUCCGAGUCCAAUUGGAAAAGGAAAACACGACAAGAACAAACAUCAUCAUGAAGAAUCAGACCUCACGUUUACUCUAGAAAAUAGCCGAAUUGAAGAAGAAUUCCCUGGAGCCGCAGUGCAACUAGAGACUCCUAAAAACGAAAUUGAGAAUGGAAAUCUUGAUAUCGAAACGGAAUUUUCCAGAACAAAUGAGCACUCCGAUGUAAUUUCUACGACGGAGGCGAACAAAAAUCAGCAAACCGAUAUUGGUCGCAUGAUUGAAACUCCUGAAGAUGCUCCGAAUGUUGAGAGUUCUCAGCCGUUGUUUGUGGACCCUCUGAUCGCUGAGCUGAAGAGAUACCAAUCUGAACACGUGUUAGUAGUAGCCGAUGAUAGUUUAGAAGAAAAUUUGGCAGAUAUCCCAGAAGCUAAAUUUCAAAACGAAAAAAGUGACAAUGGUGUAAAUAUUUCUCAACUUGAGCUUUUUGAAUCCAAAUUACACGAUACCCCUAAAAACGACUCAAGUAAUUUAAUGGGGAUAGAAGUAUCUGAUAUGAGCACAAAACAGGAGGGUGAAAAUUUUGCCGAAAGUUUAGAAACGAAAACUGUACUUUCGGCUGAUCUAGACAAUUCGGCUAGUGAAUACAUCACAACUGACUUUGACACAAACGACGCUCUUGAUGAUUCAAAAGGCAAUCCGCUUGACAAAACGGACGAGCAAUUGGGCGAAUUUGCGGAAGGAAUUGACAGUAGUUCAAACUUGAAAGAAAAGCACGUUGAUUUGAGUUUCACCAUACCAAAUGCGAAUUCCGAGAAUUUACACGAAGAUGGUUGGACAAAAAUAAUUGACGAGAGACGCAAAAGUGACGCUAUUUAUGUAAGUUUUGCGCCGGUUGAUGGUUCGGAAUUUGAAUCAAGAGAAGUAAUAGAAAGUGACUUUGAACUUGAAGCGAAAAAGGACCAAGUCUUGAGCACUGAAAUUGAUCUUUCAGUGAUUGCAAGUGCUAUACAAGACCACGAACCUUUCGAGAAAAUAAAUUUCCAGCCUUUUGAUGACUUGUAUUGCUAUGAUUCAGAUAAUGCUUCUAACGCGAAUAAUUUAAGUCACAAUCAUGGAAAUAAAUUCGAAGAUGACUUGUCUUUCGCAAACGAAGAUCCAUUUGAAGUAACCUUGAGGACCCGAAUUGAUGCAGUUGAUUCUAAACCAAUCAAAUUUUCGAAUUCAGCUACGGCAGAUCGAAGGCACUCGUUAUUGAAAAUGAGCCAAAUGUCGAGCCUAGAUGAUGAUUAUAGUACAGAAUCGGGCGAAAAGUUUUUAUUUGUUGUACCUGGACAAAACAACCCGAACAAUGAUCAAACAUCGUCAAACUUUGCUAACAAGAUGAAAGAUGGGUUUGAGGAAGGCAUCUCAAAUUAUGAAAUUGCUGCUAUAGUCGAAAAUGUUUCUGAUUCCGAGGAAAUAAACAUCGAUGAAAUCAAUUUGGCUCGAUUGCAGUCGAGAUCCAAUAAUGGAUCCCCAAAUGACGGCGAUUUGAUGAUGCACGACUUUGAAAUUGUGAAAGAAGACAAUGAAAUUGACUUAAGAUCAACAUCGUUUGCAUCUGAUGUUUCUGAUUCAGAAUACUCCAUAACUUCCUUGAGUGAUUUCGAAAACAUUUUGGCCACUCAAAAACCAGAAGAUGCAGAUGAAAGCCGAGAAGGAACUCCAGACAUCGCGUGGCAUGCAGCGUUACGUAAGUUGAACUCGGAUCCUAAUGCUCCACUGAAAGCUGAGAUGGAACCGCGCGCUGAGAACCGAGUGUUGCCGACUUACUAUGGAUCCGAAUCACUGACGACACCGAUUAAUGAAGCUGAGGCAGUGCUUUCCUUGAGUAGUGACUCGGCUCCUCGGCAGUCGUACACUUCUGUGACCACUGUUCAAGACGAGACAAAAGAUGGCGAUGAGAAUAAAGAAUUGAAAAAGGACGAAAGUGACACAACUUUGAUUGUUUCGGAGUCUCUGACUGAAGAAGAUCAGAAGGCCACAAAUGAUGAUGAAAAAGACCCACUAGCAAGUUAUAUUGCGAGACCAGCGAAUCUUCGUUCAAAUGCAAACACAUUGACAGUUCAAGACGAUUCUAAUCUUGAGUUGUACAAAGAUCCGAUUUUCUCAAAGAGUCCAGUUUUUGUCGACAAAACCUCGCCGUUGACAGUAAUCGGAGCUCAUCAAGACGUUAUUUUUUCACAAGAAACCGCUUUAGAAAAAGUACCUUUCGACUCCCGAGAAAAAUUUCUGGUGUCGUCGAGCGAAAUUGAGUUGCCAGCUGUUGGUAGUAGUGGUGAUAGUUUUAAUAACCUCGAAUCAUCACCUGAAAAUUAUUUUGACAUUUUGAGAGCUAUCAAUGAAGAAACUACUUCUGAAGUCUCGGAUCAAGUCGAAAGAACCGAAAGCGAUAUGAAAUAUAAUUCAGAACAUUCUAGAACAACACGUUCGGAUAAUACCACGAAUCAGAUAACCGAACCCAUGACUUCUGAUGCGUCAGAUAUUAACCAAUCGCAGCAUUCGAACAACCACUCUGCUCAGACUAGUUCGUUCCAAUCAUUUGACCCGGGUUCGAACCAGGACUUGGACCAAAAUUUUCUAAAAGGCCAAACUUUGUUACAUAGCGAGCCGAACUCUCCGAACCUCGCCGGUGCGCGUCACUUGAGUUUUGAAAACCAAAAUAAAAAAGCUACUGAACAAAGUGGCGUAAUUUCAAAAUUGCUUUCUGAUCAAGUGGCUAGCAUACCGAGCGUGAAUAGUAACCAAAAGCCAAAUGUUUACAAUGAAGAAAAUGGUCUAUUUUUGAAGCAAUCUGAGCCGAUUAAUAAAGUUAAUUCAAACGUAGACGAAGCUAUUACUGAAACUGCUUUAAUGUAUACUUAUAGCCAAAGCUUAGAUUUACCGACUGAUCAAAAAAUCAAUGCGUUGGUUAAUGAAAAGAAUACAAAAAGCACAGAAAGGAGUAAAUAUACUAAUAGGCUGGCUUGUGACUUACCACGCGAAAAUAAAAACUCAUCAGCUGAGUUUGAACAAGUGGAGUUAAUAGUUGAUUUAAUCUCAAAGCGAGAACUGAACGCAGAAUUUGAAAACAACAGCGGCUUAGAUUAUAGUAACGGCUCAGAACUAAAAUUAAACACCGGCUCUGAAAACUCUUCAGAGGAUGAAAAAUCCUGUUCAAGUUAUGACACUAGCGUGAUUGAAACACCAUUUGGCCAACUUGCGGUGAGUAAUAAUUACUCUUUGGAAAAUAUGGGGAACACAAAAACGCCAGCGGAAAACCAGGAGGAAAAUAUAAAUCCAGCCAGAUUAUCCGGUUCAGUGUACAGCAUUGGAAGCCAGGGAAGCAGUGGAAAAAGACCGGACGAAACAAGUAACAGUACCGGUAGCGUAAACUCACCUAUUCAAUCUAGCAUUCAUUUCCACACUGGAAACCAAGUCAGUUUAAAAGAAGACGCAGUUAUACCAUGGAAAACACAACAGAAAAGUAGUCCCAAUGAUGUCGCUAAACUUGUAAACCGAAAAUCACUCUUGCCCAAAAACGACUCAAUUGAUAGCGAAGACGAUUUUACAAGAAAUGAAACUUCACAUGUGAAAGAAAGACCUCAAUCUUCGCUUUAUCUCGGAGAUUUCGACGAAUCGUCCAGUUUCUACGAUAUAUCGCAACAGCGAGAUGGCCCCAAAAAUAGUCCCAAUGAUGUGGCUAAACUUGUAAACCGAAAAUCACUCUUGCCCAAAAACGACUCAAUUGAUAACAAAGACGAUUUGACGAGAAAUAAAACUUCACAUGUGAAAGAAAGACCUCAAUCUUCGCUUUAUGUCGGAGAUUUCGACGAAUCGUCCAAUUUCUACGAUAUAUCGCACCAGCGAGAUGGUCCCAAAAGCGUAAGUUUUAGUCGUUCAAGGUCCUACUCCCCAAAAAGUGAGAAGAAACGACAAAAAGCGCCGGUUCCCAAAGUAGUUAGAAGCAUUGGACGAGCGUUUCAGAAGUUCACCGGUCGCACGAAGAGUCCAAAAAGUUAUGACUUAAAACAAGAUGGAAUCCGAGUCUUGAACGUAAGAGCGAAACCUGGAAGUCCGAUUUUAAGUGACAGAAAAAAGGAAGAAACAUCACAAAUGAAACUGCAACAAACGACCUCUUUUGACCUUGAACAAUCUGCUGAGUUUCCGAAAGGCUCUUUCACGAUUGAACAAGAAUCUGUUCACCCUCCUGACGGAUUUGCUAGCGACAGUCUUUCGGACGGUAGCGAGAAGGUUGCAAGUGCUGCUAAAAACAAUGAUACCAACUUUAGAAUCAGCCAAGAGAAUGAUUUUAGAGCUCGAAAUGAUGGAAAUGAUAAAACAGAUAGACCAAAAAAAGCUACCAAAAAGAAAGCACCAACAUUGGCCCCGCCACCGCAGUACAGAAGUGAAGACUUAACUUCAGACGAAUCAGAUACUUCGUUUUUGGCCGAACCCGACCCGAAACCGCUUCCGCGAGCUCGAAAACCAGUUUUGCCAAGACCCGAAUCCGACGAAAACGCAGAUGCAAAAGGAGCGGAAUUUAAGCAAGCUCAGAAUAGAUAUGGACGUAGUUCAAAUAAUUAUGAUGAAGAUGUUGUCCAAAGUUCAGUCCAAAUGUCAAAUUUAUUGGAACAUAGCGCACCGCCACCGCCUGGUUUUAACGAUUCCUCUAACUUAGACGUCUCCAAUUUUGACGAGCACGUUAAAGGUAACCUUGACGCGCCGAGUGUCCGUUCGUCAAUUGCCGACGAUGACGCAAUCCGAGUCGGACUGAAAAAAGACGCCAAGUUUGCAGCAGCCAGCGACUCAGAAAACGAAACACAAUCCGAAGCGAUAUCAAUUUCAGCCGAGAGCUCCAAUGAUGAAAUUUUAGAAAAAAUUAUUGAUUUAAGUUCCGAAGGUGAAACAGAUUGUUUUGACUACGCUAUGCUUCAUCCGCCUGCUAAAGAACCCAUAAAUUAUGUAAUUACACCAAUGGUCAUAACCGCUGCUGAAACUAAUUAUGUCGAAUCAUUUGAGCAAGACAGUCUAGACGACUUGACUUUUACAAGACCGACAGUUAGUGAUGGUGCGAUGCCGAUAUUUGCCGAGUUCACGAAAAUAAAACGACUCACGCUGGCCGAAGAAGUGGAACCGAUUUCUUCUGUGGUUCCGAGCGGGUUUGGCGAUGAUGAUGUUUCAACGGAGGAACUUCCAGGAUUCUUGCAGGAGCAUCCGAGUUUCAGUUCAGGUGAAGAUUCCGGGGAAUUUGUUGUGAAUGCAGAAGAUGAUAUCGUCCCUUCGUCCGAUGAUUCGCUCAUGCUAGACUCCAGUGAUAGAUUCUCGUACGAUUUCAAGGUCACGGCCGAAGAAUCAGAUAAUGAUGUAACACAUUCAUUUUCCAAUGCGGACCAAGAUGAUGCAAUUGAACCGUCGUCGGCCAAUGAAGAUGAGGAUGACAUAACUUCUGUUACAUCAACUCCAUCCGUUACGAGCUACGAUAUCGAACACGAAGGUAAAUUAGUAUCACCUGAAGUACCCACUGAUCCAACAGAUAUACAGGACAAAAAGUCCGUCUUAUUCGUUUCUAGAACCCAAAAAGACAGUUCUUUUUUGGCUGCUGAUGAUCAAUCAGAAACAAUAUCUGAAAGUGAUCAAUUUACUGAAGUAAUUACUAUGGAAUCUCGUAGCCUUCAGAAGGCGAAAAAUGAAUUAAAUGAAGACAAUUCGGACCAUCAAUCUGCCUCAGCCGAGAGCCUCGUCGAGGCGCACAUUCAGACUAGAGGAAUCCAUAAAACAAUAUCGUUCUUGGAAGUGCAAAUUGAACCUGAGAAUGUUCCAGAAGAUUCUGGAAAGUUACAGUCUGCAAACAUAGCUCUGGAUAGCUCUCAUGUUUCAACUGGAAGCCAAGUUGAACUUAGUAGCAUAGAUUCAGAUGGCGCUGUGUAUUUGGACCGAGUAAGUACCGAAAGUAUCUUAGACGAGAUCUUAACGUAUCUCGGACCGGAAAAGACCGAAGACCUGUAUCCGGACGAUGCCGUGGAUCCAAAGGAAAUCGGAUAUCCGAAAGGAGCCGAAAUCUUAGACAGUGACGAAGAGUGCAUAAGAGUGAGUCAUGAAAGCAGAGUUCUUCUCGCUCAUAACAAGCAGAUCAGUUUGUAUUCUAUCAAGACAUCAGGCUCAAUCAGUGACCACGAAACCGAAGACUCGUGGACCGAAACAAGCGAGGGAAGUCAAGUGAGAGAGCGAAAUAUCCGGACCAAAACUAAACCAGUUCCAGACACUUUCGCUCCAGCAGAGUCGCUUCUCAACAACCUCGGACAGGAGAAGCCGUUUGAACCAAUCAAGAAAACUGAAGAUUUAAAUCAACCGGAUUCAUUGGAUGAUUCGACAUUGGAUAGAUCGAUCGCCGACUCCAAUUUAGAUACUUCAGCCGACCCUAUCAGCGAGGAUUCAAUUGAGACUGAAGAGCGGAAAUUAGACCAGGCCAAUCCAGACGAGAGUUUAGACAGUAUGUUGAGCAGAUUGUUGGCUCUUCAGAGAGAGGAUUUGGAUACCCUGAAGGCAGAAAGAGAGGGGGAGGGGGAGAAAACUGAGACGACUGGGCCGAUAAACGGCAAGAAAGAGGAUCAGAACAAAGACGCUGAACUUGAGUUUGAGCGAGAUUCGAGCUCGGCAUCUAGUGACCGAGAGAAAGAUACAGCGGAAAAUAGAAUGACGGGAGCAAUGGAUGAAUCCAAUUCUGGUAUCGAAAUAAUUGAGACGCCAGGUGGUGAGCAAACUCUAGAUUCUGAUUACACCACAGCCACUGAAGAUGAUGAAGAUGAAGAGCAAUUGAGUGGAACAGCUGGUGACAAGCUGGAUUCCACUUUGGAGGGGGAGACGAAAGACAACGAGAAAGAAGAAAAAAUUAAACCCAACAAUGAGGCUGAAAACGAGCAGUUGCAGUCGGCAGUUGUUGCUGACUUUAACUCCGACGACAUUCAGACCACCAAAGCAAGGCCCUUGUCUAUUGUGACUACAUCUGAGAGCGAGUUUACAGAGCAGAAUGAACUCGAAAUAGAAAAUGCUCAACAGGGUGAGCCUGAGUUGGAAAGAUCCUUCACCAAAGCUAGACCUCUCUCUGUUGGUGAUUCAUCCGAUAGUGGAGACGAAAGUGAGCAGGAACAGAAACAGGGGGCAGAAUCGACCGAAUUUAACCCAGACGAAGUUGAGACGACUACGGCAAGACCACUGUCUCUAGCUACUACUUCAGAGAGUGAAUUGGCAGAACCAAGUGAAACAAAUCUUAUCAUCACAGAAAGCACCCAGCAGAGUCAAGAAGAAGAACAUUUCAAGAAAGCUCUUCCUGUCUCCGCCGAGGUCAGCGAAGAAGAAUCUGAGGACAUAGGUCAAAAAUCAGCGGAGGAAUCCGUUGAGAACUCAACUGGCCUCCAACUCCAAACUGAAUCACAAACAGUAACCGAGACGAACGCUUACAGCAACUCGGACGAAACGACGGUUCAAACAGUAAAACCGAGACAAACAGCCGAAGAUACUGAGUACUCGUCGUUGGACCGAUUGGAGGGAAAUUUUGAAAUCGAAGCAGAUGAGUCAAUUUCGACCAAUCAGGAUACGUUUGAAGUCAUCAGUCGGCAAUCAGAGGAUGAAGCAAGUGAGAAAAAGGACGACUCAGAUUCCGAGAGGACAUUAAGCGACUCGGACGAAGAGGUGAAUGCCUCACCGGCUAAUAAAGUUAUGUCAUCGAGUGCGGUUUUGAGUUAUGAUGACGUAAGCGAACCAAUGGAACUUUCCGUGAUCCGCGAGGAGCCUUCGGUUUUGGAGUCGGAUGACACAGAACCAAUUUCAACUGCAGCGACGGCAAUGAGUUUAAUGAGACAUCAAAGCUUUGACGCUGUUAAAGAAGAAAUAGAGGCAGAAACUUCUGCUAAAACGCCAUUGGCUGACGAGAACAUCCAGGAACAUGACGUCAUCAAUGGCACUUUCAGUGUUGAAGAAAAGGCGAACGAUACGAAAUCUUCGUGGGAAACAGAUUCUGAAGGUGUAAAAUCAGCCGAUAGCUCUUUUCAGGAUAUUGAAAAUAAAAAUAAAUCAAACAGCGGGGUUGAUGAGGAUAAUAUACCCGUUGCUAUUGAUUCAACAGCUAAACGGUUGGAGUCGGGUGUCAAAAUAGACGGUAUGAAUGAACAAAACAUUUCGCGAGAAUCAGCUGAUAUUUUGAAAGAAUCGGUUGAAAAAGUUGAACAAAGUUUUGAAAAGCAUGAAAAUGAAGUUGACAUAGAAAGUGAUUCCGAUGCCUCUGAUUCGACGUUCGAAGGCGAUGAAAUCAUAAAUACUUCUGAAGUGAAGCAAGAAACAAGUUUCGAAAACAGCAACCAAGAAGACAUCGAGAAUAAAUUUGAUGUUUCUAACCAAUCAGAAACAAGCUCUAUCGAACAAGCGGCUGAGAACGAGCAUCUAAUUGGUACAAACGUUGAACAAAUUGCAACUUAUGCCGAAAAGGAAGAUCGGCUAAGAUCUGUGAAUGAAAGUGAAAAGAACAACAAACAACAAGAAAAAGAAGAUUCAUUUGUUCAAAUCUCGCUUCAAAGGUCAAGUGACAUGCGAAGUGAAGACGAUAGAAGCGUCUCAGAAAAACAAGAUGCGGAAGUAAAAGAAGAUAUUGAAGUCAACAACGAAAAAGAUUUAACUGAUAUUUCAACUAUUAAUGACGACAAAAGCGAAAAGAUUAAAUCAAAUGUUGAAAACUCAGAAGGCAUUGAAAAAAUUUCAAAAUCGGGUGAUUCAUCAUAUACAACUGAUUCGACCUUUUCCGAGGAAGAAAAAUUUGAGUUCGUUUCACCUGACUCUAGAAACGUGCAAAUUGAGAACUUGAUUACAGAACAACUGAAAGCUGAUUCUGUUAAAAAUGCACCCGAAACAAAACUGGAUUCCGAUGAUUCGAACGAAGAAUUUGAAAAAGACCAGAACACGCAAAUUCCAGUUCAGUCUGAUGUACUGCAUGCUACCGAGGAUUCUGCAGACGAUCACAUUCAUCAAUCCAGAGAAGCAAAUUCAACUUUUGAAUCGGAAUCGAACACGCCGGAUCAAUGUGUUGAAUUCAAUUUGGUACAGAACACAAAACAAGAGAGUGAAGAUGAAAAAUCCAAAUCGAGUCAUGCUAAAGAUGUCGAAGAUUCUUCAGAUGAAUCGGAAGACGGACUCCUAGGAGCAGCAGUUGUUCCAGUUUCUGAAAUGAACAAGAGUAACGAUAGCACUGAAACUCACGAUGACAUGAAAGAGAGAUCUGAGGACCAAUUGGAUUCCACUUUUGAGUCAGAGGUUGGAGAUGAAUUUAAAGAAGCAGUUGUUUCCGUUUUAGAGCCUGAAAAGAGCAACGAAGCUGACAAAAAGUUGGAAUCGUCUGUUAAUUCGGAGCUAGAAGUUUUGAGGGAAGUGGUGAAAACAGUUGAAGUAAUCAACGUAUCCAAUGAAAUUGCCAAAGAUCUUAAAGAGUUGUCUGAAAACGAAGAAUCAAAUUUUUCCAACGAUGAAGAAUUUGGGAAUCUCAAUGCUUUGUCUGCUGUUGAAAGAUCAGAUAAUAAAGACGAUCUUUCAGAAAAGACGAACAUCGACAAACCAAACGUGGAACCUAGUUCUGACUCUGAAAAUAAAGGAGAUACUAGCAACGAAGACCUAAUAAGAGAGCAAUUGAAAGUUGAUUCUGUUAUAAGUGCAUCCGAAACAAAGUUGGAUUCCGAGAAAGAUUCCGAUGAUUCGAACGAAGAAUUUGAAAAAGACCAGAAGACGCAAAAGAACAAAUUCCAAAUUCCAGUUCAGUCUGAUGUACUGCAUGCUACCGAGGAUUCUGCAAACGAUCACAUUCAUCAAUCCAGAGAAGCAAAUUCAACUUUUGAAUCGGAAUCGAACACGUCGGAUCAAUGUGUUGAAUUCAAUUUGGUACAGAACACAAAACAAGAGAGUAAAGAUGAAAAAUCCAAGUCGAGUCAUGCUAAAGAUGUCGAAGAUUCUUCAGAUGAAUCGGAAGACGGACUCCUAGGAGCUGCUGUUGUUCCAGUUUCUGAAAUGAACAAGAGUAACGAUAGCACUGAAACUCACGAUGACAUCAAAGAGAGAUCUGAGGACCAAUUGGAUUCCACUUUUGAGUCAGAGGUUGGAGAUGAAUUUAAAGAAGCAGUUGUUUCCGUUUUAGAGCCUGAAAAGAGCAACGAAGCUGACAAAAAGUUGGAAUCGUCUGUUAAUUCGGAGGUAGAAGUUUUGAGGGAAGUGGUGAAAACAGUUAAAGUAAUCAACGUGUCCGAUGAAAUUGGCAAGGAUCUUAAAGAGUCGUCUGAAAACGAAGAAGCAAAUUCUUCCAACGAUGAAAAAUUUGGGGAUCUCAAUGCUUUGUCUGCUGUUGAAAGAUCAGAUAAUGAAGAUGAUCUUUCAGACAUGGUGAACAUAAAUAAAUCAAACGUGGAAGCUAGUUCUGACUCUGAAAACAAAGUAGAUGUUAGCAAAGAAGACUCUCGUGAAGAAAUCAGCGACUCUGAAAAGCCCAGUUUGGAACCUGAUAUGCCUUAUGUAAACGUAUCAUUCAAUAAGGAUUCCUCGAACGAUAUAAGUGAAGAUAAAGUCAAUUCUUCAAACGAAACUGAACCUGGUGUAUUAAGCGCAGAUGCUGCUCCAAUUGAUCAAAUGAACAGAAGUGACGAAAUAUCAGACAAAAAUGAUGAAUUGAAUCGCAGCAAAGAUUUUGAUUCUUUUGUAGAUAGCGAGAAAAACGUACCCGAAGAAAUGCCCAUUAAGCCUGAAGACAACGGAGCAAUUACGGAGGCUGUUAUUGCCAAUUCUGACUUCGCUAAAAGCAGGGAAUCUGAAUCAUUAGCUGAAAGUGAAGAUGAUCUUUUAAAGAAUGCAGUUGUCCCAGUGGAAGAAACAAACGCCAGUGAUCUGGUUUCUCAAAAAUCCAAAGACGUUGCCUCGUUAAAAGAAUCCGAUCUGAUUGAAAACGAGCAAGCUUCAAUUGAUAAACAUCUUGAAUUAAAGAAAACGCCAGAACAACUUAGCGAUGAAGAGAACUCGGACCUUAUUCACGUCAACAAAUCUGGUUUAGCGAUGGAAUCGGAAAAUGAAGGCUGGAAAACAGCCACUCUGUCAGAUGAAGAUGAUGAUGUUCAAAAUUUGAGCACACCUACCAAUCAAAAUCAAGAAGCUGAAAACAACCAGAAGAAAGAACUUGAUUCAUCAGUCGAAUCAGAAGAUGGUGUCCUAAAAGAAGCAAAUGCUCCGACAAACGUGCUGAAUCAAAUGAAUCAAAGCAAAGAAGCUGCCAGCAAUAAUCAAAGCAAUGACUAUGAUUCUACUUUUGAAUCUGACAGCGACGGAGAACUGAAACAUGCGGCUGUGCCUGCUACUGAACUAGAUACGAGCUUUAGAGUCGAGGAAGAUGACGAUCAUUUAAAAUCUGGCAGGCAUUUGGAGUCUCCUAUUGAGUCGGAAGAUGAUAUCUUACACCAUGCAGUUGUACCUGUCGAAGAAGCAAAUGGAUCUCUAGGUUCCAAUGAAAUAGAAGCUGGUUCGAAGGGUCAGAAACAGUUGGAAUAUUCAGUUGAUUCAGAUCAACAAGAAUCUGAUAGUUUGAAAGUUCAACUCGAAGACAACAAAGCGAUCAAAGAAACUGCCAUUGGUACGCUAGACUUCGAAAAACACGAAGAGUCUGACUCAUCAAUAAAGCGAGAAUAUGAAAAUUUUAAAAUCACAGAUGAUGAUAUUGUAAUAGAUGACGCAAAAGGUAUCAUCAAACAUCAAGGUGUUCACCAAGAAAGUGAUUCAUCUUCUGAUGAAGAAAAACAAGAUCAAGGCAGUGAAAAAGAUCUUUCGGAUAUGGUCAAUAUAAACAAAUCUGAUUUUACUGCGGACUCUGAGAGAGAUGUUUCCAAACCAGACUCCGUUUCGAAAGACAAGAAAGAAGUUGAAAAUGCAGAUGAUACGCUGGAACCCAAUGAUAGAAGAGAAAUGAGUUCUGCUUCUGGAGAAAAAUCGAUGAAUCGUAGCAAAGAUGUCGAGAGGUCUUUGGGACCGGAGCCACUUGUUGUACCAAUAGUACAAAAUACAGAAUUCAAAGAUUUAAAACAAGAUGAGAUUCAAGUUGCCCCUGAAAAUAUUGAAAACAAUUUGGAGUCGAAAUUGGAACAAGAAAUUGAAGACGACUCAAACGAUUCGGAAAAAGAUCAGCUUAAAAUGGCAGUUGUUCCGGUCGAAGAAUCGAACCAAUCCAAGAACAAUGAAGAAGGAAAUCGUCAUCAAAAUAUCGAGCAAACUGAAACUAGUAUUCCAGUUGUCAAAUCAGUUGACCAACUCAAACUUAAAAUGCACAAGCAAAACAAAGUUGAGUCAUUAGAAAAAUCCAGUGACUUGGCAGACGAUAAAUCUAGGAAAGAAGAUGAAAGUUUUCUAAUAGACGGUGAUGGCCUUGAAAUACAGAGUGGGUCUAGUAUGAACUUACAGAAGUCAAGUGAGCAUCCAACUCUGGAUAUGAAUGAAUCGGCGUCUGACUUUGUACCAGAACUGGAAGCUUUUAACUCAAGUCCGAUCGACAAAAAGUCAUUCAACUUUGAAAGUCUUCCUGACAAUCAAAACCUUUUUGAUGAAAAACCAAGUGAGCUUAAACCAGAAGGAAAACCAGAAGAAAGUGUCGACGAUGGUUUGGAAAGCGAAGAAGAAGAACGCGUAAAACUAGAAGAAAAUGCGAAGGUCUCGGAAAACAACGAAGAAGAAGUUAAUGCAUCUGGAGAACUGACAAAAGAAUCGAAGGACAAAAUGUCAGUUUCAUAUGAAACAUCGUCUGAUAAAUUGAAAACUGUGUCUGACAUCAGUGGUCUAAUUACGCUCUCAGAUGCUGAAAAUGUUUCGGCCGAAAAAUUAGAUGAGGAAAUUCUCGAUCAAUCUAAAGAAAAAGCGGUUUCAGCGUUGAUCGAAAAAGACAAACAAGAAAACGAAAAAUUGGCAGUCGAUUUUCAAAACGAAGUAUCAAAAGAAAGAAAAGAGGAUGAAGAAUUAGAAAAGAAGGAAGAAUUACACAAAGAUCAAUUUGUUUCAGAAGACAUUAAUUACAGUGACAAGUCAUCAAUUGUUGAGAUUGACUAUUUGAAGGAUCCGAAAGACUCGGAUCACGAGAAGACGCUUGAUGAAUCAGAUUCCGAGGAUGACAGUGAAACUGAGCGUGAAGAGAAAAUAGCGACAGUCAAGGAGUCGCCACCUCGUGAUGGAGGUGAAAAUGUCGUGAACAUUGGUCAGAAAUUAACUGAAAGUGAAUUGAGCGCUGAAAAUGAAUUCGAAAAUCCUCAAAAUACAAGUGCAGAUGAAAGAAUUGAAAAAGUCGAGAGUGAUUUGACCGGUUCAAGUGAUGAUGAAGAUGACGAUGAAGAUGAUAAGUCUUCAGAAAAACUUGAAAUAUUAUCAGAAAAGGAACCAAGUUCUGACAAUGAAACAAAAUCAGAACAAGCACAUGAUAAGAUAGUUGAGUCUUUUAAAACAGCAGCUGAAGAAACAACGGAGAAACUAGAUGAAGUAAAGGAUGCCGGAAUCCCAUCAGAAGAACCAAUUAGGACGGACAAUCAAGUUGAACCUAAUUUGGAAAGUGUUCCUAAGUUUGUACCAGAGCAGGUUCCAGUCUCUCUGCGUGCAAGUGAGACCAAGCAAAUCGAGCCAAUCGAAAAGAAAACUGGCGAAAACAAAUCACAAUCAGAAUCAGAAGAAUCAUUAGAUGUUAAUGAAGCUCAGAAAACCGAAAAGAGUGUGCUCGUUGAAGAUCAUCACAUAUCAGAUUUAGUCGACAAUUUGGUCGAAGAUCAAAGUGAGAACAAAGACGAAGCCGAGCUGAACGAAGUUGGCGAGCAAAGUCCAGAUGAGUCAUCUUUGACAUCUUACGAGGAGGUUUCAAUCAAUUCCUCAGAAGACGAACAGCAAAUUGAAGAGCAACAGUUUGAUACUGAAAAGAAACUGAUACCAGUUACUGACAAGACGGAAAUUGGCGACCAGAUUGAAGAAGAAUUACGGAAAGAAAAUGUCAAAAUUGAGAUUAAAGAUCAGAAAACUCUUUACCAGAAUCAAGGAUCACUUGAUGAUAAUCUAACAGAAAGUGAAUGGUCGGCAAACGACAACGAUGAAGCCAAAAAUGUCAAAUAUCUGGAAGACGAGUUAGAGAGAGCAGGUCUUUCGCCUCAGAAAUCAUGGACAGAAGAAAUGAGCGCUGCGAGCAAAGAUGGCAGAGUCCAAGACAUAAGGCGUGAUUCGAUUCCCGAAAUCCGAGACGAGGACAAAUCAGACGCUAGCUCUGAUCUAGAAACUGAAUCCGAGAGAGAAAAAGAGUUGCCACAGUUCCCGAGGUCAAUUUUCAGUUUCCGACCGCAAAACGACGAUGUGUUGUCGAAGAGUUCAGACGGGGAAAUGUUUAUAACCCAACCAAAUACCGAGAGACAACUUGAAUCGAAACCGGUUGAGUCGGACGAUGAUUUUGAAACAGAUGCAAUCAAUAUUUCCCUAAAACAUGGAGAUGAGCAAAAACUGUUUGACUCGGCUUCCGAUUUAACCCCCGUUAGCCCAAGAGAAGUCGGCACCCAGUCGUGCUCAGUCGCAGUUACCGAGAAGCUACUCUCGGAUCCAAUAAACUCCAAAGUGAAUUCGGUUCUUGCUCUGGACGAAGAACGACCGACUGAUAAUGUAAGUCUGCACCGAGUUGAUUCGUGGACAUCCGAGUCAGUUGCUUGUCCUGAAGCAAAGGAAGCUGAACGUAGUCCGAAGUUUAUUGCUGAGUUGGUUCCCAGAGACGAAGUGUUUGAGUUCCCAGAACAGCAGAUUGAAGAUGAAGAUAGCAAACCUAACGCUAUUGAACUAGUAGAGUCAGCUUUGAACUCAAUUCCUGAAGUUGAAAUUCCUCAGAGUCUUGAAUCGAAUAAUCGAGACAAUCAUUUCAAAAACUUCGAUUGGAGAAACUUCGAACUACCUUCCCCUACUCUUACAAGGUCAAAUAUGUUCGAUUUCUCGAAAUCGCCUCAGAAUAACAAAGAAUCAGAAAAUCAAGACAUCGAAUUGCAGCAAAAUAAUUUGUCAUCGGAACAAAUUGAUGAAAUGCUAAACACGCCCGUUCAAGAUCUGAUUAAACGAUUUGAGACCUCAAAAUUGAAAGCUAGCGAUGAACCUAGGAUAAAAGAAGCACCGCCGGUGAGGAGUAAGUUCUCCACAACUGCCAUCAUAGUUCCCCCCGAGCGUAACGAGAAGCCAAAGGAACCGGAAAGAGUCCAGAAGUCCCAACCAGAACCCGAAGAUGAAGUCGUGCCGAUCUCGUCGAGAGGCGUGAACUCAGAACCAGCGAGAGACGACAGUUUCGACGAAAGUGCUCUUCCCGAAAUGCCCGAUGUGUACAAGAUAGCAGAGCGAGUACUGCGGGAGGCACAGGAAGUAGCGAGGGAAUCGAGGCUGAAUGUGAACAACAUGCCUGUUUACGAAUUGGGGAGCCCGUCAAGUGAACAAGACUCUUCACUUCACGAUGAGUCUGCUUCGAGAGGCAGUCGGCAAAGUGAACCAACUCAUGUGCAUUUGAGUGGACCGUGUGUGAUGCCUAUUUAUACUCAAUUAGGCGAAAUGGUCGCCAAAGCGAAAGCUCAUCUGCAGGCAGUUGAAAGACGGUUGGACGACCAGGUCGGGUACAGACGAAGCACUACCUCACGAAGCGCAGACAUUUCAUUCUCCAGCAUCAGCGUGCACUCCACACAUGUCGAAGAUACAAAUAUGCAGCAAUUGGAAAGUAUGCUACGUGAGGUCGAAGAGUUGGAGUUGCAGCUGGGUGAACAGCAUUCCUCAGAGGGAGACUCCCCCCUCCAGCUGACACAUGUGAACAACUACUCCCCCUCCCAAUCGAGGAACAGUCUGGAGUUCGACUACCACGAAGAACACUCCAACACUCUCGAUAUGAAGAGGAAACGAGGAAGAGGCGGACUGAGUGAGAUCGAAGUUGAAUUGGCCGAACUGGAGGAGAUUCUGAAGCAGAGUCAAGCUAGUAGUGACAUGCAGCUCAUCGAGCAGAAACUGAAUCAAGUCGAAAAGGGACUCCACUUGGCUAAUCAGAGAAACACUCACUCCGAACAUGCGGUUGCCGAAUUAGAGAAGGAAGCGGGAUCUCUAGCUCAAGAGUUCAACUCGUCUCUGAAGAAAUGAUCAACGAAAGCCUCAAACAGAUUAUCAAACAUAUCAAACUACCCAGAAAUUGGACACAUAUCAGAGCGACCUUGAACUCCAAAACCAGAUGUAAUUCUUUCGCCCUCUUGCGGGGUCGCAAUCCAGCUCAUGCUUUCCAGGAUGACUCGUCGUCUUCAAUUUGCACACUCAACUAUAUCAACCCCAGAUCAAAAUCAGCUACUGCUAAUCUGUCUUAAUCUUGUUACAAAUCAAGUCUAAUUUAGGAUACAAAUUUGUAGAAAUUACCUUAUAUGGAUGUGAACAUUUGGAUACAGAGUUAAUUUAUUUUACAUCAAGUUA